UUUUUUUUGAGUAGUUUUGUGAGUAAUUAUGUUUCAAAAGUGAAUUAUUCGUAUAUUAAUCAAUGUAAGAUAAGUAAAUACAGUUUUAUGAUUGAAGAAUAAAUAAGUGAGUGGCGCACAUUUUAUUUCUAGGUCAUGAGGUACAAGUCAAUAUGCAUAUAUUUGAAAUACUUAUCAGCCUAUUGGUAAUUCGAGCAAUUAAUUGUUCCAAUCAUUGUCUUACGAUGAUAAAAGAAGUAAAUCCAAAACGAGUCGUUCAUCUAGAUGGACAGCCUCUAAACAUAUCCUUGGAGUUGACCCGUCGUCCAACGCAGCGUUUAAUAACCCGAAUAAUGGAGAUCUUCUUAGUUGAGGUUCUUGGUUAUCCAGGUGUGAAUGUUGUUGAAAGAGAUGAUUGGUUUGAUGCAAUCAUAGUAUUUGCACGAAUGUCAGAAACGCUGACCUACGGUCACAGAGUUGUUCCAGAGACUAUGGUUAAUAUGGAAGCAUGGAUUCCACCACAAGAGGAUACUCAGAUGUUUCGAAAUCAUUAUAACGUUCGAGAAUGUGGUUCUGUAACUAAUCCAGGACGAUUUGGUUGGUUUAUACCUGGUGAUCUCAGUGAACCUGAUGAUACAUGGAGAAUAUUUGCUAAACAAGAAUCAGCUAAUCGGUUUGACGUUGAUACAUCUACACUCCUCGUCAUUCAAAAUUAUACAAAAGAUCUAGAAACUGGUCAAUUUUAUUGUCAAGAAUCAUUUUGUCAUGAAGGAAUGUAUAUCCCAAGUCAAUGUCAAGGAUUAAAUCAAAAAUUACAACCAUGUGCUUUACUUCUUGCUUCAGAAUCUGAUGUAACAUACUUUGUCAAAGAUCAUAUUGAUAUUCUAAAAUUGUAUGUCAAAGUGGCCUGGGUUGGACCUCAUUUAAAAAACUUGACGCGAAUGUUAACAAAACAGUACGUCUUAAAUUAUAUGAAUGAAUCGAAUUUAUUCAGAAGAUCAUUGGUGAUCUUACAUUGGACACCAAGUGAUAUCAUUCCGAAUGAAAAAGAAUUUAUUGCUGUGGACUUUCCUAAAUGUGGUACAAGAGGUUUAAAAUUAGAUUGUGUUUACGAAUCAAAUCGAUUAGUUAAAUUGGCAUGGUCUAGAUUGGAAUCAAUAGCUAAGUUUGCUUGGGAAGCAAUUAAUAAGGCACGAUUUAGUCCUAAAAUGUAUGAUGAUCUAAUGGAUCGAUAUAAUAGAUUAAUUGAUAAAGGGAAAAGUGAAAAGCAAAUAGCAUGUGAUUGGCUGCAAGAUAAUUUAAAUUAUACAUUAAAUACAUGGAUGCCAAAUAAUGCUGAUAAAAAUGAACUUUUUGUUGGUGGUAUUUUUCCAAUGAGUGGUGGAAUAUCUGGUAAAUCGAUCGUUAUUGCUGCACGAAUGGCUAAAGAAGCAAUUAACGUAAAUAACUCAUUACUACAUGAUUACAAUCUUACACUAUUAGCAAGUGAUGGUCAAUGUAAAUCGGAUAUGGUAAUGAAAUCAUUUAUUGAUUAUAUUGUUCACAAUUAUUAUAAGAAGCUUAUUGGAGUAUUAGGUCCAGCUUGUUCUGAUACUAUUGAACCACUUAUUGGUAUUUCACGUCAUUAUAAAACUGUUGUAAUAAGUUAUAGUGCUGAAGGUUCUACUUUUAAUGAUCGUAAUCGGUAUCCAUAUUUCUUCCGGACUAUUGGUGAAAAUAAACAAUAUCGUCAUGUUUAUUUAGAACUUUUUAAAAUAUUUGGAUGGCAAAGGGUAGCAGCACUUACGGAAGAUGGACAAAAAUAUACAGAAUAUAUUUCAUAUUUACAAGAGAUGCUGAGAGAAAAUGAGAUUAAUUUUUUAGGAAAUUUUAAAUUCCCGAGAGAAAGAGAAAUUCAUGAAAUGACUCAGUAUUUGGCAGAUUUGAAGACAAAAAGAGCUCGAAUUAUUAUAGCAGAUAUUUAUGAUAAAGCUGCUAGAGAAGUUAUGUGUGAAGCAUUUAAAUUAGAAAUGACUGCAGAGAAGGGAUAUGUGUGGUUUUUACCAUUAUGGUUACAACCAAACUGGUAUGAUACUGAUAUUCACAAUAAAAAUGGUGAAAGUGUUCCCUGUACAACAGCAGAUAUGAUCAAAUCGAUAAAUGGUUAUUUUAGUGUGUCUCAUGCUUUUUAUGCUGAUGAUAAUGAAAUAAUGCAAGAAGGAAUUACAGUACGUCAAUGGCGUGAUCGAUAUGAGACAUUAUGCAAAACAGCCAACCAAUCACCAUCAUUGUAUGCUGGAUAUGUCUACGAUGCGAUGUGGACAUACGCCUAUGCUGUUGAUCAUUUGAUCAAAGAGAAUCAAAGUUAUGUAUUUGAUUUACAUUCAGAUCAAACAGUCAAUCGAUUGACCGAUAUCAUUGCUAAUACUGACUUUAAAGGGGUAUCAGGGAAUAUAAAAUUUUAUGGAGGCCCAUCAAGACUUUCAAAAACUACAAUUGUUCAAACAGUUAAUAAUGAAUCGAUAAUUGUUGGUAAUUUUUAUCCAAAUAUUUCGGAGAAAAAAGGUGAAAUAAUUGGUGGAAAAUGGAUAUUAAAUCAGUCUAAAAUCAUUUGGUUAUCGGGAAAAAUACCAGAUGAUGGAUCUGAACCUCAAGCAAGAUGUAUAUUAGCUGGAUUAGCUGAAUCACUUGAUGUUAGUUGUGAAGUGGCUAUUGUUAUUGCUAAUAUCAUUGGACUUGGAUUCCUUGGGACAUUUCUCAUCACUGGACUUGUUAUUAUUAAGAAAAAGUAUGAUGCAAAAGUAAGACAGCAUGAAAAAAUGAUUGAAUCUUUUGGAUUGGAUCCACGACAUGCUACUUUUGAUUUAGAUAAGUGGGAAAUACCUCGUGAUCACGUGGUGAUUAAUCGUAAAUUAGGAGAAGGUGCUUUUGGAAUGGUUUAUGGUGGUGAAGCAUUCUUUCCUGAGAAAGGAUGGCUUGCGGUGGCAGUUAAAGCUCUAAAGCUAGGCAGUACUACAGAGCAAAAGCUUGAUUUUCUAAGUGAAGUUGAAGUAAUGAAGCGUUUUGAUCAUAAAAAUAUUAUUAAACUUCUUGGUGUUUGUAUUAAAUGUGCUCCAGUACUUACCGUUAUGGAAUUUAUGUUAUAUGGAGACUUGAAGACUUAUUUAUUAGCUCGAAGACAUUUAGUAAAUGAUCAAAGUUAUGAAGAUUCAGAUGAGAUAUCGAAUAAAAAGCUCACCGCUAUGGCACUAGAUGUUGCUAGAGCAUUAAGUUAUUUAGCACAAAUGAAAUAUGUUCACAGAGACGUAGCAUCUCGUAAUUGUUUAGUGAAUGCUCAAAGGGUAGUUAAAUUAGGUGAUUUUGGUAUGACUCGUCCAAUGUAUGAAAAUGAUUAUUAUAAAUUCAGUCGUAAAGGAAUGUUACCAGUAAGAUGGAUGGCACCAGAGUCUUUAAGUCUAGGAGUAUUUACACCAGCAUCUGAUGUUUGGUCUUAUGGAGUUCUUCUCUAUGAAAUUAUUACAUUUGGAAGCUUUCCAUUUCAAGGGAUGUCCAACAAUCAGGUUUUAAAUCAUGUAAAAGAAGGUAAUUGUUUGGAAAUUCCAAAAGGUCUAGACCCAAAGUUAGAACAAUUAUUGCGUUCUUGUUGGAUUAUUGAUUAUCCAAAACGUCCAACAGCACCAGAGAUAGUCGACUUCUUAGCAAUGAAUCCAUGUGCUUUAAGUCCAUGUUUAGAUGGUCCAAGAUCCAGUGUUCAACUGGAAAAUGGUCAGGAAUUGGAUGUAACAUUAACUAAACCAUCAAAAAAAUUUUCUUUAUCAUUAGGAUGGUCAUCAUCACAACGUCGUUUAUCAUCAUUACCAUCAAUUACACAACCAACUACUCAAUUAGUUGAUAUCAGUACGGAUGAAGAAGUGAACAAUUUGGAUAGAUUACUUGAGAUUCCAAUGAAUAGCAGUGAUAUUGAAAAUUCUUUACCUUUACUUUCAACAAAUAGAUUAUCUAGAGUACUUGAGGAUGACACUAUAACUAAUGGAAAAGACAUUCCAAGUUAUGUGAAUACUCAACCUGGAGAAAAUUUAGUUCCAUUAGCCAAUGGAAAUAUUUUAUUAAAACAAAGAGAUGUGACAAAUGAUGAUAAUUCAGAAAUAAAUUCGUUAAUUUAAUAAAUAAUUCAAUAGCGAAUGCAGUUAAAUUAAAAUGCAUUUGCAAUGUCUGUGAAAAAUUACAUGACAUUCAUCAAAUAUAAUAGAUUAUCUAUUAAUUUAUUUACUUGCUCAUAAAAUUUAUAUGCUCUAGUCAAUUUAAAUAACUCGAAUUUUACAUAAAUAUAUACAUAAAUAUGUAUAUUGAUAAUAGAUAAAUUAAUAUAAUUAUAUUGAAUAUUAAUAAUAAUUUUAGAAAAUUAAAGCUAUUUUUUUACCACAAUUAAUAUAUUCUAUCGCUUAUGAUUGCUAUUUAAAAGUAUUGAAAAAUUA
Molecule: messenger RNA, 4433 nt
Organism: Chelonus insularis
Lineage: Eukaryota; Metazoa; Arthropoda; Insecta; Hymenoptera; Braconidae
Exons: 8
Coding region: 153-4121 (1322 amino acids)
Biological process (GO): multicellular organism development; positive regulation of kinase activity; protein phosphorylation
Cellular component (GO): plasma membrane; signaling receptor complex
Molecular function (GO): ATP binding; transmembrane receptor protein tyrosine kinase activity
Source: RefSeq, a predicted model, not a curated record